Molecule: messenger RNA, 1959 nt
Organism: Ectocarpus siliculosus
Lineage: Eukaryota; Phaeophyceae; Ectocarpales; Ectocarpaceae
Source: the annotation of a GenBank genome assembly
AUGAGCCCACCGCAGAAGGGAGAGGGGGGCACUGUGGGGGCAGCGGCAGGCGGUUUGGAGGGAGACGGGGGGGGCGUGGCUUCGCGGCAUGAGAGAGCGGAACAUGUUGCCAAGACCACCGCGGGGCAGGGUUCCAGGUGUGCUUGUGCCACGGCCUCGGCCCCGCCUCAUGACCCAACAGCCGCCGGCGCGCACAGCAUUCUUCCCAAAGGCGGCCAGCCUCAACGCCAGGCCCCCGGCAGCAACCCUUCAAAUCGAGCGGAGACGGCAGCGAUGACGAUGCAGCCGAUGGAGGUUGAAGGCGUCGGAGAGGGGCGCCCUGCUGCGGCAGACAGCGGUAGCGGCCGGGCCGCGGGCCGCGGCUGCGAGGCCUGCGGCAAGGUUUUCACACGAGAUGUGCACCCCAGUUUCGCCUGCAGGGCUUGCCGCAAGCUCUACCACCGCAGCUGCGUGGGCUACGCCAACCGCGCGAGGCAAUCCCCACCCCCGGAUUGGAUCUGCCCUCACUGCCCCGGCGGCGAGCGUGGGCCUAGCCCUCAGGUGCACCUUUCUGUCGCCGGCAAGGGGACCGUCAAGCAGCGGAAAGGAAACAUGCCGUGGUGCCCGAUCUGCCUGCGCGACGACCGGCUGCCCAACUCCAAGCUCGUGGGCCGUCUCAACAGCGGCAGCGGUAACCACCGCCGCCGCUCCCGCGGCGGCGGAGGCGGCGGCGGCGGCGGCGGCGGCGCUGGCGGCGGCGCGAAGAGCAAGGCGAAAGGCAAGCGCAGGCUGGAGGUCGUCUCGGCGACCGGGCAGGAUGGGGGCGGAGAGGCCGGGGGGGGCAAAGGCAAAGCCGGCCAGUCUAAACGGAGAAAGGCUAGCAGCUGCGGCGCCGCGGACAGAACAAUGGGAGAAACAGCAUUAUCAGGGGUGACUUCCGGGUCCCUGAACAGGGGAGCUGCACCGCGGGAAGAAGAGAACCCCCCGGCUCGGCAGCAGCGGGCACGGCAGCGGCGGGCAUCAACCGCCCGCGGAGGCGGGCGCAACGGCAACGGCAACGCUGCCACUGCCGACCCCACCCCCGCCUCCGCUGCCGCUGCCGCCGCCGGCACCGUGUGCUUCAAGUGCAAGAAGAAACGGAGCGGCUCGAACAAGUCGAGCGGGAAGACUUGCGGCACGUGCGGCCGGUGGUGGCACAACUCCGUGCACUGCUGCGGGGCGUACGGCUGCCCCGAGUCCGGCGAGUGGGUGGGAGGGUGGCGGUGUCGGCAUUGCCUCUCCUUGUGGGAGAAGGGCCUCAGGGACCGCGCGGCGAAGGUCGUGGAGGCGUGGAACGACCAGGAGGCUAGGCGAGAGCGGGACGCGCCGUUGCACAGAGAGACGGCGGCAGCGGCGGCGGCAGAGAGCAAGGCAGCCCGGCGUCAUGGCUUCUCAGUGGCGGCAGUCGAGAUUCCGCCAGUUUGCUGCCCGCCGGCGGGCAUUCUGCCAUUCCUCGAUGUGGACGCUAUCAAGGACACCGGCUUCCGAUUGGCUCGUUUCAGCAGGGAGGACUGCUCGUUCAUGGGCCCCGACUGCGUUGUGGCGAAGGUUGACCUCUGCUGGAAACACCGCAUCUUCGCCAUCGUCGAGGGGGCCUUCGACCCGCAGAUACAGCCAUUGAUGGACUUCCUGCAGGAGCGCAAGAGCCUGGCUUGCAAGCUCUCGGGAAAGGCCGCGUCGGGAGAAGCCAGCAGCACCAUGGGCGACUACAGGUCCAAGCUGGCCGACCGCAUCCGCGACGGCAAGGAGAGCGCAAAGGCCAAAGACAACCCCGGGACGUUCUUCCUCGACACGACUACCGGCCAGGCGGACGUCCUCAACUGGCUACCCACGGACCCGCUCAUGAAAGGCCUCAUCCCCGAGGCCGAGCGGGGCGGUCUGGCGGAGCACAUCCAUGGCGAGCGGUGCAAGUUCGGGGCCCUUCACCUUCGGCGGCGGUAG